CUUCCGUUCCUGCUGAGGUUGGAGGGGGCUGCAGCUGGAGCUGAAGCCCCGUCUCUACUGUGUUCCUUCAGUUCUUGAAUCUCUGCUGCUGCUGCCUGCUACCUUGGAGGAGGUGUUUUAGAGGUGGGCAGUGUAGGGGGGGUGGAGGAUACGCCUGGUGGGGGAAUUUUCUCCACCCCCUCUGUGAGUAGGCAUCUGCUGGGGGCAUCUGCUUUGACUGGAACAUCCUUGGAAUUGGUUUUCCAAAGCUAAUCUGAUUCGCUUGCUUCCAGUCUGGAUAGCACAUGGUACCUGGAGGUGCCUCAUCACUUUGCAGACUGGCACUGUGAGGUCUGCUUGUUUUCUGCCUACUUUUGCUUGCCGCAUGUGCCAAAGGCAUCCUCAUGAGCCUAGUAGCCUUGUGCCAACUCUCUGGGGAUGAUCCUGGCAUUGGAAUGGUGCCUGUGUUCCUGUGACGAGGCCAACCCGCCCAGGCAGGGAGACCAGAAAGACUGCAGAGGGGCCGCGGGAGCCCAGCAUGGAGGGAUCUGACCAGCGAUUGGUGCUGGGCAUGAACAUGGGUGAUGGGCGGCAGACGCCUCCUGGGGAGCUGCGGACUCCCACUGAAGAGGGGCAGGAACAGAGAAUGCCUGUGCCUGAAGCCAUCUGUGAUGGGGGUGGGGAUGCCAAGACCCCCCAGAGGACAGAGGAGGAGGAGGAGGAGGAAGAGCUGGACCCCCGAAUCCAGGAGGAACUGGAGCACCUCAACCAGGCCAACGAGGAGAUAAAUCGUGUGGAGCUGCAACUGGAUGAAGCCCGUACAACAUAUCGGAGGAUUUUGUCAGAGUCUGCCAGGAAGCUCAACGCUCAGGGCUCCCAGCUGGGGAACUGCAUUGAGAAAGCACGUCCUUACUAUGAGGCUAGGCGCUUGGCCAAGGAGGCACAACAGGAGACACAGAAGGCUGCACUUCGAUACGAACGAGCCGUCAGCAUGCACAACGCGGCCCGUGAGAUGGUUUUUGUAGCCGAGCAGGGGGUGAUGGCAGACAAGAACCGGCUUGAUCCCACGUGGCAGGAGAUGCUUAACCAUGCAACGUGCAAGGUGAAUGAGGCAGAGGAGGAGCGGCUACGCAGUGAACGGGAGCACCAGCGCGUCACCCAGCUCUGCCAGCAAGCGGAGGCCAAGGUGCAGUCUCUACAGAAGUCCCUGAAGCGGGUCAUCGUGAAGAGCAAGCCCUACUUUGAGCUAAAGGCUCAGUUCAACCAAAUUCUUGAGGAGCACAAGGCCAGGGUGACAUCCCUGGAGCAGCAAGUAGCCCAGGCCAAGAUGCGGUAUUCGGUGGCCUUGCGGAACCUGGAGCAGAUCAGCGAGCAGAUCCAUGCCCGGAGGCUCCAGCGCCUGGUAGGGCGGCGGGCAUCCCCAGUCGGAGCUGAGGCCAGUCCGGCGCUGCUGUAUGGAGGGGCGGGGCUUCCCCCUGAGCCAGCCACCUCUGCCGACAGUCUCUCAGUGCUCAGCUUCCAGACCAUCGCCUCCGACUUGCAGAAGUUCGACUCUGUCGAGCACCUGCUGGGGCUCUCUGAUGCUGCCAGCCUUAACAGCGACGAGCUAGAGGAGCGGGGGCAGCGCCGCAAUGCCCAGCCCCACCCCUUCAAGCACCACCGCAGCAUCAGCCUCUGACCCCUUUCGAUUUUGACCUGCGGGAGAAUGGGGAGGAGACGAUCAGGAUAAGGGAGGUGCAAGGAAUAGUUAGAAAGGGAGGCGCCGCUCUGAAUUCUUGGAUAAUAUAGCUAGUUUGACCUUGCCUGUCUGAAUCAUAACCUGCAGGUGGAUUCUUACACUCCUCCCCCCCAUGUAUAGCCUUUGGUACAACCCAGAUUUCCUGCCGUUAAUAUUCCCAGCACGGUGGUGCCCAUCCGAGCCCCAGUUGCUUUUGGCAUUUUGGUCCCACUGUUGGGGGCUACACCUCUCCCCCCAGCAUGCACCUGCUCCCAGGCAGCAUUGCAUGCUGGAAGCAAUCUCUCCCUGCACACUUAUCCUAGCUUGUUGGGGUUAUUGGUGAUACCAUCAUCUUUAGCAGCAAGCGAAUAGUAGGGAAGGGGAGUGGGGAGACAAACCCAACCAGGAGUGGGUUAAGAACACCUGCUCCUUGAAAAACAUGAUUGUGUUGCGCUGGCUGUAGGGUGAUCCGGAAAAAAGAAGAGACCACAAAGGAGGGGCUGAUGUGCGGAAGUUCCACUGCUCCUGCCUCUGUUUUCGAGAGAACAUCCCUGCCGUGCUGUCACAGAGGCACCACCCAAGACUGUGCAGUGUGGCCUUUUAAAACGGAACUUUGACGCCCUGUCGGGGGCCUCUUAACACACUACUGCAUACCAGAGGCAUGCCCUUGUCCUUUUGUUUGUGAGUGUGCCUUCCAGUGAUGUGCCACAAACAGUAGCUGCCACUAUUUUUAUAGCUUCUCCAACAUGGUGUGUAGGCCAAAGCUAUGAAGAGGUGGCCUCUGGAAGGUGUCAUUCAGUGAUACCAGGAGAGAGGGGGAGGGAGCAUUGUGUGUGUGCGUGAGUGUGGGAGGGGGGGAAUGGCCUUGUUCGGCUGGGAUAGUUCCCCAGCUAUCUCACCUGCUCGGUAACAUCCCAUUUCCCCCCGGUCACAUGACUAUGGCACAUUCACUCUGUUGGAUGUUUGCACUAUCAGGUGGGGCUUGAGUCCCUAAGCAAGUCUCUGCUUGCUCUCCUAGCUCUUUCCACAGCCCUGUUCUUUUCUCCCCUUCUGGGCCAUGGUGGCACUUUGUGCCUUUCAAGCAAAGUUGGCUGGGCCUGGGCUGCAAUGAGAACCGUGCCGGUUUGAGGCAGCCUAAUUGCCACUCGGUGUGUUUGUAUGACCAGCUUCUGCUGUGUAUUUUAUUUAAAAGUAAAGUUUAUUGCCCUAU
This is a messenger RNA of Eublepharis macularius, 2906 nucleotides long. It is a transcript of the gene SH3BP5L, whose product is annotated as SH3 binding domain protein 5 like. The transcript has 7 exons. Gene Ontology annotation, cellular component: cytoplasm. NCBI's taxonomy places the organism in Eukaryota, Metazoa, Chordata, Lepidosauria, Squamata, Eublepharidae. The coding region runs from base 518 to 1657 and encodes 379 amino acids. Gene Ontology annotation, biological process: intracellular signal transduction; negative regulation of protein tyrosine kinase activity. The record is from RefSeq and is a predicted model, not a curated record. Gene Ontology annotation, molecular function: protein kinase inhibitor activity.